This is a messenger RNA of Myotis lucifugus (little brown bat), 1146 nucleotides long. RefSeq names its product zinc finger protein RFP. Gene Ontology annotation, molecular function: protein binding. NCBI's taxonomy places the organism in Eukaryota, Metazoa, Chordata, Mammalia, Chiroptera, Vespertilionidae. The record is from RefSeq and is a predicted model, not a curated record. Gene Ontology annotation, biological process: negative regulation of transcription by RNA polymerase II; negative regulation of viral transcription; protein K63-linked ubiquitination.
AUGGAAAAGGUUGAGAAUGGCUGCACGGAGCAAAUCCAGAACCAGCUGGACCACCUAAAACGAGUGAAAAACUUAAAAAAGAGGCAUCAGGCACAGGGGGAGCAGGCGCGAGCUGAACUCUUGAGCUUGACCCAGAUGGAGAGGGAGAAGAUCAUUUGGGAGUUUGAGCAGUUGUAUCACUCCUUGAAGGAGCAGGAGUACCGCCUGUUGACCUGCCUGGAGGAGCUGGACUUGGCCAUCUAUAACAGCAUCAAUGGUGCCACCACCCAGUUCUCCUGCAGCAUCUCUCAGCUCAGCAGCCUGAUUGCACAGCUGGAGGAGAAGCAGCAGCAGCCAACCCAGGAGCUCUUGCAGGACGCUGGGGACACAUUGAGCAGGGCUGAAAGAAUUAGGAUCCCUGAACCUUGGAUCACACCUCCAGAUCUGCAAGAGAAAAUCGAUAUUUUUGCCCAAAAAUGUCUGUUUCUGACGGAGAGUCUGAAGCAGUUCACAGAAAAAAUGCAGUCAGACAUGGAGAAGAUCCAAGAAUUGAAAGAUGGGCAAAUGGUUACAGUGGACGUGACUCUGGACUGGGACACGGCCUACCCCAGCCUGGUCCUCUCGGACAACCUGCGGCAGGUGCGGCUCAGCUGCCUCCAGCAGGACCUGCCUGACAGCCCCGAGCGCUUCAGCCUGUGCCCCUGCGUCCUGGGCUCUCCGUGCUUCGUGGCGGGGAGACAUUCCUGGGAGGUGGAGGUGGGAGAGAAGGCCAAGUGGACCAUCGGUGUCUGUGAAGACUUAGUGUGCAGGAAAGGCGGGGUGACCUCUGCCCCCCAGAAUGGAUUCUGGGCAGUGUCCUUGUGGUAUGGGAAGGAGUACUGGGCUCUCACCUCCCUGAUGACUGCCCUUCCCCUGCGGACCCCUCUGCAGCGGGUGGGUUUCUUGGACUACGAGGCUGGUGAGGUCUCCUUCUACAACGUGACAGAGAGGUGUCACACCUUCACUUUCUCUCACCCUGCCUUCUGUGGGCCUGUCCGGCCCUACUUCAGUCUGAGUUACUCAGGAGGCAAGAGCGCAGCUCCUCUGAUCAUCUGCCCCCGGAGUGGGAUCCCUGGGUUCUCUGGCCACGUAGGGAGUCGUGGGCAUUCCCUGGAGGCCUCCCCGUGA